Molecule: messenger RNA, 1595 nt
Organism: Condylostylus longicornis
Lineage: Eukaryota; Metazoa; Arthropoda; Insecta; Diptera; Dolichopodidae
Product: lysosomal acid phosphatase
Exons: 7
Coding region: 351-1535 (394 amino acids)
Biological process (GO): dephosphorylation
Molecular function (GO): phosphatase activity
Source: RefSeq, a predicted model, not a curated record
AGUAGAAAAUAAUAGACUGCAGAUAUCAAACAAAAGAUAUUUGUAUAAUAAACAAUUGAAAGAAUAUUGUAGUAAAAUGUUGGAAAUUGUCAUUAAAUAAGUUAAAUAUUUAAUAAAAUAUUGUGUACUUAAAUCUGUACUUUAAGUUUAGAUAACUUGGUUUAUCUACUAGAUAUAUAUCUACAUACAUUACCUACAUAAAUAAAUAUAGAAAUUCAUAUUUGACAAAGUGCAUAAAAUUUUUAUUGAAAAUUGGUUCACGAAGUUUUUAUUUUCUAUUUUUAGCUAAAAACAUAAUUUUGUAAAAGUUUUACAAGAUAUACGUACUUAUUUAUUUAGUAUAACUAAAGAUGAAUUUAGAAUGUAGUAGCAAAACUACGAAAAUUUCCGUAUUUUUACUUGGAGGCGCUUUAUUUAUGGUCAUGUUAGCGUAUAUGGUAUUUGGUGAUACAAAUGAUCAAGAAGGUUUAAGAAAUUUGCGAAUGGUUUCAAUUCUUUUUAGGCAUGGUGAUCGUACACCAACUGAGCUUUAUCCAAAAGAUCCUCAUAGUAGCUAUGAAUGGCCAGGUGGAUUAGGUGCUUUAACUCAAAAAGGAUCAUUACAAAUGUACAAUUUGGGUAAAAACUUAAAAUUACGUUAUUAUAGACUGUUGCCAAAAAAUAGCUUGUAUUCAAAACAAGAAAUGUAUGUUCAUAGCAGUGCAGCUGAAAGAUGCCUAAUGAGUGCGCAAAGUUUAUUGGCUGGAUUUUUACCACCACUAGAACAUCAAAAUAUUUUACCAAUUCCUUGGCAGCCUAUUGCGAUAAAUUUAACAGCAAGAUUAGAUGAUGCUAUAUUAGCACAAAAGAAACCUUGCAAAAGGUAUGAUGAAAUACUGAAAAAACUGUAUUCCAGUCCGCCCCCCGAUUUGGAAGCAUUGAAUAGAGAAAAUAAAGAACUUUAUGAAAAAUUAUCAAAAUAUACCGGACAAAAUAUAUCAAACGUGUUGCAUGUUGAGCUGUUGUAUAAUAUUUUGGAGGUAGAAAGAGAUCAUGGUUUGGAGUUGCCCGAUUGGACUGAGAACAUAUUUCCUGAAAAAAUGCUUCCAUUAGCUGAAAGAAGUUACGCAUUAUUUACGGAAACUCCGUUGAUGAAAAAAGUUAAAGGAGGUGCCUUUAUAACGGAAGUGCAUAAUCAAAUGAUCAAUAAAAGAAAAAAAAUUUUGAAUCAAGAUCGAAAAGUGUUUUUAUAUUCCGGCCACGAUGUGACAAUGGUUAACGUAAUGAAUUCUUUAAAUAUUUUGGAUCAAACAUCCAGAAAACCAGAGUAUGCCUCUGCCUUAGUAUUCGAAUUACAUCACAGUGUAUAUUUCAGAGAUGACUUUGAAGUAAAAUUGGUUUACUAUUUCAACAGUGAAGAUAAAUUUCCGAAGGAAAUAAGCAUACCACAUUGUGAUACGCCUUGUUCGCUAACAGAAUUUAGUAAAGUGUUGAAGAAUUUGAUAAUUGAUAAUUUUGACGAAUUGUGUGAAAAUGUUAAACCUUGUAAAACUUAAUUUCAACUGUUAUAUAAACUUUUAAAAGAACAUUACAAAAAACUUAAUUUUCUAUUUAGA